Pelobates cultripes (western spadefoot toad) is the source of this 417-nucleotide messenger RNA. The record is from the annotation of a GenBank genome assembly. Lineage: Eukaryota; Metazoa; Chordata; Amphibia; Anura; Pelobatidae.
AUGAGCUACUCUGCCUCCAACCCAGAAUCAAAAACCAAAGGAGUAACAAUACUCUUCUCCGCAGAUACCCCAUUCCACAUGGAAGGGGAGCUCCCGGACCCCAGUGGUAGGUACCUCUUCCUGAAGGGCACAAUACACAACACGCAGUUUACCUUCGCCAACCUGUACCUCCCGAACAAAGGACAAAAACCCUUCCUUAAGAAGACGCUCGCACUGCUGGACUCCUUCAACGAAGGUAAAUUGAUCCUCGGCGGAGACUUCAACACGCUGGAACCAAGACUAGACACAUCAACAGGCCACUCAACCCUACCAGGCCAUGUACUUCAGAGCAUGAAAGCCACCCUUCAUGAAGUCAGACUGCUGGCGUGCCCUACACCACUCGGAGAAAGACUAUACGUUCUUCUCCCCUCCUCAUAA